AUGAGCGACGACUGGCUGAGCCAGUCGAUGUCGGAGGAAUUCGCGGAGGGGGGUCACGAGCGUGAUGACACGCCCGCCCCCUUCGACCUGCUCAGCGAGGCAGUGUCGGAGGAGGUGGCGGACGUGCCCAUCCUCCCCAGCAGCAAGGCGUCCUCUCAGGAGGUUGCCCAGGCUGCGGGGGAGGAUGGCGUCUUGGGGGGUGAUGCCCCCAAGGCCAUCACCUUGUUGGCCCCCAUCCACCAGAUCAAGGGUGCCUGGAAACAGGCGGGCAAGGCGACCGACGCGAUCUUCGACGUCGAGUCGGGUGGGGUGCGCCUGGUGUCAUUCCCGGGCUUGGAGAAAUGGCAGGUCCCACUGCCGACCAAGAACUUCGACCGAGCCAGAGACAUCACCAACUGCUUACGUCUCGUUGGCGGUCGUCUCCGUUGCGAGCUCGUUCUGGGAGCCACCAAUGGCUCCAACUGGGUCAAGCCCACCCCGACCGAGCGGGGCACUCAGCUCCUUGCGAACCCUGAGCGCAUCGUGGAUGUUGCUGAGAGCUUGCUGCGUGCUUACGACUUCCUCUGCUUCUGGCGUUCGCUCGUCGAAGAGACCAACAAGCCGCACACCUUGCACGUUGCUCUCGACCUCUACAUCGACAUGAAGAUAUGCUCAGGCAUCCUUGGCAACAAUGGCUCUGACACUAUGGGCGCACCCACUACCAAGGUCGUUCGUUCGGAGCACACCACAAACCCCUCAUCCGGACAUCACCGCAGAGGCUCCUCGGUAGAGACUGUCAAGCCUGUCAAGCAGACCAAGCCUGUCGAGUCCACCAAGCCUGUCGACAUCACCAAGCCGAUCGACACUACCCCUACGGUGACCGCCAAGGCAACUUCCGGUCGUACCACCAGCCGAGUCCGCAUCACCAACGAGGCCGGCGAACCUAUCGACUUCACUCGUCUCCUGACUCCCGGCAAGUCUACUACUCCUACUCGAGCAGCUACCGACACCGCCACCAAGGUCCCGUCAAGCACCACUCCCGACACAUCCUCCUUUCCCAAUCAUCAUCGCCUUGCUUCUGUCUCCACCGUUGUCUUGUCCAACCUGCGCAAGGAGGAGCUCGUUCCCAGCAAGGUUCAUGACGCCGAGGUUCCCGCGGAGCAGGCUAUCAUCAAUGGUGUCCAUGCAUUCCCAACCCCUGAGACUGCCAUCAAGCAUCUCUCCGACCCGAGCAUGCGUGAUGCUGGCUUCGAAGUCUGCGCAUCCUUCCUGAAGCAGCAGCUGCUGUCUCACCACAGGGAUUGGGUUCUCAGCAGUGACUCCAAAGCUGCCCGCGCCUCUUGGUCCAUCAAAGAGACGAUGAACCAGUUCAUCGAGGCUCUUCACGACAAGUUCUCCACCCUUCCCCAUGACAGCGAUGACUACUACAAGCCCACCCCCGAGCUCGAAGACUGGGUUUUCGAAGUCAUCAUCGCAGUCGACAAGGCCAAGAGGCGAAGUGGACAACGCGCUCGUGCUAACUCUCAGCUCGAGUACGCACUUGAAGGUUUGGAGAUGGACCGCGAGGCGGAACAGGAACGAGAGGCUAAAGCUGCGGCUGAGCACCAACGACAGAUGGAAGAGCAGGAGGCCGAGUCCGCGAAGAGCGAGACAGCAAAGAGCGAGACCGAGCCGCAGGAUCAUGACCGACAGUAG
Messenger RNA from Anthostomella pinea, 1674 nucleotides. The record is from the annotation of a GenBank genome assembly. NCBI's taxonomy places the organism in Eukaryota, Fungi, Ascomycota, Sordariomycetes, Xylariales, Xylariaceae.